Molecule: messenger RNA, 2041 nt
Organism: Neoarius graeffei (lesser salmon catfish)
Lineage: Eukaryota; Metazoa; Chordata; Actinopteri; Siluriformes; Ariidae
Gene: las1l
Product: LAS1 like ribosome biogenesis factor
Exons: 13
Coding region: 254-1993 (579 amino acids)
Biological process (GO): maturation of LSU-rRNA; maturation of 5.8S rRNA
Cellular component (GO): preribosome, large subunit precursor; Las1 complex
Molecular function (GO): endonuclease activity
Source: RefSeq, a predicted model, not a curated record
GUGGCCCUGUGGCCGACGGGCGCUCGGCUCUCCUCGUCCUGCACAGGGAAAGCGGAGACAGUGAUCUUCGCCAAUCGGCUCUCAGCGUUCAACUCAAAGAUCCGACCCAGAGCCCGGACUCGCUACAAACGACACAUCGCCAGUUUAACCCGAACACCGGGGCGAGCCGGAAGUGUGUGCAGCGUCCAUCUCCUGUGCGCUGUUUGUGUGGUGCUCCGCGCCGCCGCCGCUCCUUCUGACUGUGCGGGUUGAGAUGAGGGUGUGUGCGGGGCUGAGGAGGAAGCGCGCGGGGAGGCGCCGCCAUGUUGUGGCCUGGAGGAAUAAGGCGGAGUGGGAGCAGGUGGUGGAGUUCCUGCACUCCCGCGACACUCACCUGCAGACACACGCGCUGCACAGGAUCACCGCCUGGAAGGGGAGGUUUGGGCCCAGUACUCCGGUUGCUGUGGAGAGCACGGCAAAUCUGGUGCGCUGUCAAAUUCUGGACCGGAAUGGGAAACUGGAGCAAGAUGAUCUGGUGCUGCUGUACGGCAUGGCGCUCACCAGGUUUGUGAAUCUCAUAUUGGAGCGAAAGCACGGCCGAGUGGCCAAACCCCUGCGACGCCUCGCCAGCACUAUGAAUAUUCCAGAGUGGAUUGUGAAUCUGAGACACGAUAUCACACACCGCAGACUUCCCACGCUCAAGUGGUGCCGCAAAGGGUGUGAGUUUGUGUUAAACUGGCUGCAGCAGCAGUACUGGUCUCGGCAGCUCAGCAGCCUCUCAGACUGGAGCUCUUCAUCUGAGGAAGAGGAGGAUGAAGAAGAGGUGAUGAGAAGGGAAGAGGAGGAAAUGAUGAACAGACAGAGAGAAAUCCAGAGGCACAAGAGAGCGAGAGAGCUGCUUAUCUCCUACGAACGAGAACAGUUCCAGGUGUUUGAGGAUUUGUUAAAGCGAGGGGCAGAUCGCGGGGCAAGUUCAUGGCUCAACACCAGCGCAGAUCUCAGCUGGAUCCUCGCACAGAUACAGCAGCUCAACUCCGAGGCCAGUGAUGCAUUGAUCAACACGUUAGUGCAGGACGGGUUUCUGAUCCCAACAAUGGAUCAGUUGGAAUCCCUCAACAUCGACCCAUCAGAGGAGCUGUUGGACGUGUUAGCCCCGUGUGUUCCUGCGGAGUUCCUUCGCUUCUGGUUGCCACUGCUGAAGAUCCUCAACUCAAACUCAUUUAUUAAUCAGCUGCUGGAGAAGCUGUUUGCUGAGCUCACUAACGAGCCGACCAAUCACAGGGUUUAUUACGCUGCAGCCUGGAUCUCUGAGAUUCUCCACUGCAACUGCAGGAAUGAGUCGAAGGCCUUCAGGAGGAUGAGGAUGAUGAAGGAGCGGUUGUUCAUUAACAGAGUGUCUCUCCAAUGGCAGAAGCUCAUAUCAGUGUGUGUGAAAACACCAUGUGCUGCUACACCGUUCCUGCUUCAACAGAUUUUAACGGACAUGGAUAAGCCCCUCCCCCUGGACACGCAGCGCAACUUGCUCCGCCUCUGCACCAUCUACACACAGAGUCACCUUGGCAACUGUGAACCUGGCAACCCAGACUCCUCCCACCCUGUCUACACAGUUGAGAGCCUGCAGGAGUGUGUGGGCGGGGCCAUGCAAAACAAACACACCCAGUUACCUGAUGAACCCACAGAAUUAGCCAAGGCUCCGCCCACACAGGAAAUACAGGAGCAGCUGAGUGCAGAAACGGUGCAGGAAAGAAACGCAGCAUUACGAGGGUCAGCCUGGAGUGUGUGUACAGAUAAGGUUCCCUGGAAGCAGCACCCUCUGGGGAAGGUUCCGGGUCAGACAGAUGAUCCGUCGUGUCUGAUGGUGGAGACGUACUCAACACUGACUGUGUUUGACCAGCAGGUCAAAGGUCACUACAGCAGCCUGAGUGUGCCACUUCAGAGCAGAACCGGAGCAGAUGGACCCCUAUGGACUCACAGUGACCUCACCAAGCUCAAAGCUGGGCUAAAACUCUUCUAACACACCCACACACACCAAUUUUUGAAAUUAAAUUUUCAAACAAAUUAA